GCGGCGGCGGCGGCGGCGACGCGGGACUCCGGGGGAGGCGCGCGCCGAACGGGCCUGACGCACCGCGGCGCUCGAGGCCCGGCUCCGCAGCGGGAGGGGCGGCCGCGGCUCCCCGCGCCUCGCGAAGGGCAGCGGGCCCCGAGCCGCCGCCGCCGCCGCCGCUGCCGCCCGAUGGCGCGCUUGCGGGGCUGCUUGCCCCGCCUGAUGGUCGCGAUCCGCUCCCUGCUCUUCUGGUGCCUGGUCUACAGCUACUGCGGGCUCUGCGCCUCCGUCUACCUGCUCAAACUUUUGUGGAGCAUCGGCAAGGGACCCGCGCAGACCUUCCGCCGGGCCGCCCGGGAGCAGCCCCCCGCCUGCCUGAACGACCCCUCGCUGGGCACCCACUGCUACGUGCGGAUCAAGGACUCGGGGUUAAGAUUUCACUAUGUUGCUGCUGGGGAAAGAGGCAAGCCCCUUAUGUUGCUGCUACAUGGAUUCCCAGAAUUCUGGUACUCUUGGCGUCACCAACUAAGGGAAUUUAAAAGUGAAUAUCGAGUUGUAGCACUGGAUUUAAGAGGCUAUGGAGAAACAGAUGCUCCUACAAAUCGAGAGAAUUAUAAAUUGGACUGUUUAAUAACAGACAUAAAGGAUAUUUUAGACUCUUUAGGGUAUAGCAAAUGUGUUCUAAUUGGCCAUGACUGGGGAGGCAUGAUUGCUUGGCUGAUUGCCAUCUGUUACCCAGAAAUGGUAAUGAAGCUUAUUGUUAUUAACUUCCCUCAUCCAAAUGUAUUUACAGAAUAUAUUUUACGACACCCUGCCCAGCUUUUCAAAUCCAGCUAUUAUUACUUCUUCCAAAUACCAUGGUUCCCAGAGUUUAUGUUCUCAAUAAAUGAUUUUAAGGCUUUGAAGCAUCUGUUUACUAGUCAUAGCACUGGUAUCGGAAGAAAAGGAUGUCGAUUAACCACAGAAGAUCUUGAAGCUUAUAUUUAUGUCUUUUCUCAGCCUGGAGCAUUAAGUGGCCCAAUUAACCAUUACCGAAAUAUCUUCAGCUGCCUGCCGCUCAAGCAUCAUGUGGUGACCACUCCAACCCUUCUCCUCUGGGGAGAGAAAGAUGCAUUUAUGGAAGUUGAAAUGGCUGAAGUCACAAAGAUUUUUGUUAAGAACUAUUUCAGGCUAACCAUUUUGUCAGAAACUAGUCAUUGGCUUCAACAAGAGCAACCCGACAUAGUGAACAAAUUGAUAUGGACAUUUUUAAAAGAAGAAACAAGAAAAAGAAAUUGACUUUUCUGUAUCAUUCAUGAGGGGUCUGUAAUGAAAUAUCUAAACAAUUUUAUUGUAAAAUUUAAGAAUUAUUAGGAAAACUAUUUUAAUAAUGUGCUUUAUCAUAAAUACCUUGAGAAAUAGUGUUAAAAAAAGAUAAGAAUUUGUGAACAUGUAACAAUACUGAUUUUUUUUUUUGGUUGUAUUUUGCACAGAAAAGCAUCUGCCUUAAAAAGUAUCUACUUCUACAAGAUGAAAGUUGGGGAAAAUGGCCCAAUUUUGGUUUCUUUAUUUCUUUAUCCUGUUAACAUAAGGUGCCUUUUACAAAUUUAUAUUAAAGAUUAGCUGUGCCAUAUUAAAAGGCAACCAUGCAAUGGUACAAAUUUUGAUUUUUAUUGUUCAAAAGUUCUUUUUACUUUUUUUAAACCAUUAAAAUUAUAUUAUCAAAUUUCUUGGGUUUAUAAUAUAUUUAUUAGCUGGAAGGAAAUAUGACUAGAUUAAUAAACAUUUUUAAGUGGGCCACAAAUGCUACUUGUAUUAGAAAGAUUAAUAUGAGAUGAUGUAAAAUUCUCAUAUGUACAUAUGUAUUGUUAAACAUCGCAAAGUAGGGAAAAACCUCCAUUGACUAUUUGCCUUAUUCCUCUAACUAAAUUGGUGAGAGCACUUGUAAAUAUGUAAGACUAUGGUUCAGAUCCUGGCACCACAAACUAACUUAAAAAAAAAACUAACUAACAUAUAAAUAAUCUCUAGGUUAAUUUUGGAACCAAGAGAUUGCUUAGUGAGAUGGAGCAUUUUCUUUGCAUGCAGAAGUCCCUAAUUUCAUCUCCUACAUUGUCAGGAGGGACCUCCAUGGACCCAGCUUGGAGGUAAGCAUCCCUGGGUAUGGUCUGUAAACCACACAAAUAAAUUGGUGGGGCUGGAGCAAUGGAACAGUGUAUAGGGAGUUUUCCUGGC
Molecule: messenger RNA, 2193 nt
Organism: Sorex fumeus (smoky shrew)
Lineage: Eukaryota; Metazoa; Chordata; Mammalia; Eulipotyphla; Soricidae
Gene: EPHX4
Product: epoxide hydrolase 4
Exons: 7
Coding region: 172-1260 (362 amino acids)
Molecular function (GO): hydrolase activity
Source: RefSeq, a predicted model, not a curated record